Molecule: messenger RNA, 3249 nt
Organism: Dromaius novaehollandiae (emu)
Lineage: Eukaryota; Metazoa; Chordata; Aves; Casuariiformes; Dromaiidae
Gene: BHLHE41
Product: basic helix-loop-helix family member e41
Exons: 5
Coding region: 308-1684 (458 amino acids)
Biological process (GO): regulation of transcription by RNA polymerase II; regulation of neurogenesis; anterior/posterior pattern specification
Cellular component (GO): nucleus
Molecular function (GO): protein dimerization activity; RNA polymerase II cis-regulatory region sequence-specific DNA binding; DNA-binding transcription factor activity, RNA polymerase II-specific
Source: RefSeq, a predicted model, not a curated record
GCCGCACGUGAGCCGGGUGCGGGCCCGGCUGGCGGCGCGCGUGCCCCGCGGGCAGGCGCGGAGCGGCGCGGCGCAGUGCGCGCGGCAGCGGCAGCCGGGCGGGCCGGGGCAGAGCGAGGGCGAGAGCGGGCGGGGGCAGCGGCGGCGGCGGCGGGGGGCCACGGGGCGCCGCACGCCGCGCCCGCGGCGCGGGAGAGGCGGACGCGGGCUGCAUGCGCGCAGUUUCGCUCGCGGAUCGGCCAGGGCGGAUCGCGGCGCCCCGCAGACUCCGCGGCGAGCGGCAGCCAGGCAGCGGCGGCUGUCAGACAUGGACGAGGCAAUCCCGCGGCUGCCAGAGCGGCAGCUGCUGGAGCACAGGGAUUUCCUAGGGCUGGACUACCCUUCCCUGUACAUGUGCAAGCCCAAAAGAGGCGUAAAGAGGGACGAAAGCAAGGAAACAUACAAGCUGCCACACAGAUUGAUAGAGAAGAAGAGGCGAGACAGGAUUAACGAGUGCAUUGCCCAGCUGAAAGACCUGCUGCCCGAGCAUCUCAAACUGACGACGCUGGGGCACCUGGAGAAGGCGGUGGUGCUGGAGCUGACUCUGAAGCACCUGAAAGCGCUGACAGCCUUAACGGAGCAGCAGCACCAGAAAAUCAUCGCUUUGCAAAGCGGCGAGCGGGCCAUGAAGUCCCCGGUGCAGGCCGACCUGGACGCUUUCCACUCGGGCUUCCAGACGUGCGCCAAGGAAGUGCUGCAGUACCUCUCGCGCUUCGAGAGCUGGACGCCCCGCGAGCAGCGCUGCGCCCAGCUCCUCGGCCACCUGCACGCCGUCUCCUCGCAGUUCCUGCCCGGCGGCCCGCUGCUCGCCGCGCCGCCGGGCCCCCUGCCCAAGGCACCCUCCUCCUCCGCCGCCGCCUCCUCCUCCUCCUCCCCGCCCGCCCCCGCCUGCGCGCCGGGCCGCAAGCCCGAGGGCCCGGCGCACUGCGUGCCCGUCAUCCAGCGGACUCACGCCGCCGAGCCCAGCGCCGAGACCGACACGGACACGGACAGCGGCUACGGCGGCGAGCCCGAGGCGCGGCCCGAGCGCGGCGCCGGCGCCGGCGCGGCCGCGGCGGCGCUGCCCGCCCUGGCCAUCAAGCAGGAGCCGUCGGGGGACGAGGCGCCGCCGGCGCCCAAGCGCCUGAAGCCGGACCGCGGCGGCAGCCCGCUGCCCGGCCCGCCGGGGCUGGCGGCGCGGGGCGCGGAGGCGGCGGCGGCGGCGGCGGCGCUGGCCAGGCCCGACGCCGCGCUGCUGGGCUCGCUCAUGGCCCUGGGGGCGGGCGGCGGCGGGGCGCCCUUCGGACAGCCGGCGGCGGCCGCCCCCUUCUGCCUGCCCUUCUACUUCAUCUCCCCGUCGGCCGCCGCCGCCUACAUGCAGCCCUUCCUGGACAAGGGCAGCCUGGAGAAGUACCUCUACCCCGCCGCCCCCAUCCCGCUGCUCUACCCGGGCAUCCCGGCCCCGGCCGCCGCCUCCUUCCCGUGCCUCUCCUCCGUGCUCGGCCCCGCCGAGAAGGCGGCCGCCGCCGUGCUGCCGCCGCCGCCCCACCUCCCGCACCCCUUCGCCGCCGCCGGGCUGGCCGCCGCCGCCGCCGCCGCCGCCGCCGAGCCUGGCGAGGAGGCCGAGGCCGCCGCCGCCGAGGAGCCGGGCGCCGAGGGGCCCUGAGCCGCCGCCGCCGCGGGGGGCUGCGGGGCCGGGGCAGCCCCGCGGAGCAGCGGCGAGGAUGAAAUUUGCUACUCAGUAUUUUUUUAAUGUUUGGCUUUAUACAUGCGUAAAUAUGUUAAGGAAACAAAAAAAAGAAGAAGAAAAGGAAGAAAACAUAGUAAGGAUACUUUUUUUUCCCCUCUCUCUCUCUCUCUCUCUAAGGUAACUUAAAUGUUGCACCUUAUUUCGAAAUGGGUUUCUCCAGUGUCCCCGAGUCGCACCUGGGAGGCUGCACUUGUUGCUCGGGAGCCCGGGGCGAGAGCGCGGAGGGCGGGCGCGGAGGGAGGCCCCGCGCCCGCGUGAGCACUUUAUUGGCCGUGGCCGGGUGACCCUGAGCCCGGACCUGCAGUGCCUUGAGCGCCCGGGGGGGCCGCGGGCUCCAGCGGGAGCGCGGGGUGUGCGAGGGGAAGAGGGCCAGACCCAUUAUGUAACCUUGUGUUUGACGGGGGUUUUUUUUGUUUUGGUUUGGUUUUUUUCGGCUAAGGUAUACAGGUUGUGGCAAGUGCGUUUGUUCUCACCCUGUCUUUAUUUAAUUCAGUACGUUCCCGAGAGGUUCCCCCCGCCCCCGAACCUUGCUGUAUAAAAUGAAUGUUUCUGCACUGAACUACAAAAAAAAAGAAAAAAGAAAAAAAAAAGAAAGCCCCCUCUUUCCCCCCAAGAAAACACAGAGCAACUGACCGGCCUGAGCUCAUUUCAUCCUCGGUUCCGAAUGACACACGCUGGAGGCCGCGGGUAAACACCUCACUUUGCAAUCAGAAACGAUUAGAUGAUGCGGGGUAAGUUUCCUUUAUGGGCGCCCCCCCCCACCUCAUUUUCCAAAUAUCGUGAUUUCCCUUUCUGGAGACAAACCAGAGGCCAGAUAAUCACACAGAUAAAGCUUUUAUAAUAAGGCUUAAACCAAGACCUUGCCUAGAUAUUUUUAGUUUGUUGCCAAGGUAGCACUGUGAGAAAUCUCACUUGAAUGUUAUGUAAGAGGUGAGACACAACAGUCUGACUAGGAGUGAAUAAGUAUCCUGGGUCUGUUAGUCAGUUUGGUGCAUUUGCUGCUGCUGUUGCUACUGUUUGCCUCAAACGCUGUGUUUAAACAACGUUAAAAAAAUCUUACUAGCCUACAGAGUGGCUGUAUGUAAAUAGUUGUUAAUACAUCCAAUUAAUGAUGUCUGACAUGCUAUUUUUGUAGGGAGAAAAUAUGUGUUAAUGAUAUUUUGAGUUAAAUAUCUUUUGGGAGGAUUUGCUGAAAAAGUUGCACUUUUGUUACAAUGCUUACGCUUGAUACAAGCUUAUGCUGUCUUAAAUUAUUAAAAAAAAUAAAUCCUGUCUGCAAGAAACCAGCUGUUUUAGAACAGUUUAGUAUGUGAUAUAUUAGAAAUCAAUCUUUAUAUUCAGUAUUUUCCAGCACUCCAUGAAUUCUAUUAUCUAAAUAUUUCCACACUAUUUUGUGAUUAAAAUUCUUACUAAGGAAUAAAUACUUUAAUACACAAAAUGGGUUGUCUACUAAUUAAAAAUCUUACAAUAAUACAUCAUAA